This is a messenger RNA of Bombus pyrosoma, 12456 nucleotides long. It is a transcript of the gene heph, whose product is annotated as polypyrimidine tract-binding protein 2. Gene Ontology annotation, molecular function: mRNA binding. The transcript is spliced from 17 exons. The record is from RefSeq and is a predicted model, not a curated record. NCBI's taxonomy places the organism in Eukaryota, Metazoa, Arthropoda, Insecta, Hymenoptera, Apidae. The coding region runs from base 2428 to 4281 and encodes 617 amino acids. Gene Ontology annotation, biological process: mRNA processing; regulation of RNA splicing. Gene Ontology annotation, cellular component: nucleus.
UUUUAGUUUUCUAUUGUGCGGUUCUAUACAUUAGGGGAUUCAAAUUGGUUUGAUAAAAAUAUGUAUAUUCCUGUACUUUAUUGGAUUAUACAGUCGUAAAGAACGUCUCAUUUGAUAUAUGAUUCGAUUAUCGCGCUGCUGGAGUGCGCAUGCGUCGAAGAAUAGCAAGUCAAAAGACUUAUUACUUAUAUAUUCUGGACGUAAUUUAUAACCAUACAUUGUAUUGAAUUUAUAUUUCCUUAUAUUUCCUAUUGUACCAAUAGGAAAGUUAUUAUAGAAUAUAUUGUGAAUGUUCAGUGACAUAUUGCAUUAUCCACUUCAAAAGCGUCCCACAAUUUAAAAUAAUUUAGUACUGUGUCACCUAUUCUUUCUACCUAGAUUACGUGUUUAGGAGAAACAAUUUUUUUUAUCAGUUUUCAAAUGGUCCUCGCUUUUCCUGAACAACUUGUUCGUGUCGUGUCAGUUUUGAAAUACGCGUGCCAUAUGCAUAUCGAUUUUCACAUCUAUCGGAACGCACCAUCGUAGAACAAUCGUGAGUUAAACAGAAGAUAACCAUGGCAGAAAACCGCGUCCAAUGUCGCAGGUUGACUGUGCCUCUUGGCAACGGGACGACUGCUCCCACGAAUCAGACAACAAUAGUCUAAUAACACCUUGCAUAUAUACUACGUUCGAGUCCCUUUAUACGAAACUGCAUUACGAGUCUUCAGAGUUCUCUUCAUCGUACGGUGUAACAUUUCAAUAAUCUCGUACAGUCGAUUAGUAGUAUUCAUUUCUUCGUUAAGAUUUAUUUUAUUUAAGAAACAAACAAUUAUUUUGAAAAAAGAAAGAACCGAUCUCAUAACUCCUAUUUUCUAUUUUAACUCUUCACUCCAACUCUUAUUUCUUAUAUUUUAAAUAAACUACAUAAUUUGCCAAUAUAUUUAACCAUUAUACGUAUCAAUGUUUACUUGAAUAUUACGUUUUAUACUAGUAAAAAAAUCCCACGAUUUCCUUGUUUCAACAAUUUUAUCUCGCUAGAUCGCUGAAAUGUCACACGCUGUGCCGCGUUAAAAGACACCACCCCGUAUACACGCGUCGGUGUCUACACGAGGAGCGGCACAGAGGGGCUUGAAUCGUGUGCCGAUACACCAAUACACAUCGUAUGUUUGCGAGAGACAGAGAAAGGGUGCCAGCGAGAAGCAGAGAGAGAAAGAACGAGAAGAAGAAGAACGGAGUUGAGUCGAGUCGAGUCGAGUCGGCUGUUGCCGGCUGCGAGUUUUCCCCUCCCUCGAUCCUUUGCCGCCCCUCUCCGGCUGCACCCCUCCAGCCUAGUCGCUUCAAUCACCCCACGUCCCUCCGGCGAGUCGACAUAUUCCCCCCUCUGACCUCUCCGUACCCUUCAACAGCCCAGAGUCGAGUGGUCGCCAUCGUCCUCCCUUCGAUCCCCUCGUCCAUCUUCUUCUUCCCCCUCUAGAUUCGUCGUCUCGCUCUACUCCUCUGUCCCCUCGGCUCCUCUCGUGGCGUGCCACGACUCGUGGCGAAGUUUUAGCGUCGCCUACCUCUACUCGUGGCGUGCCUACAACUCUUAGCCGGAUCUAUUACGCGCAGUUUUCGUGUUCGCGCGACGUUUCGUCCUCGCAACUUCGUUCGUCGCAGCCUUUCCUUCUUUUUUUCCCUUUCUAUAUUAACUCUAUUCUCACCAUUCGCCUCUUCCCUCGUCCGUCAUCUGUUUCCUUGUUCGUGUUGUACGCGGGUUCGCGCGGCGUGUGCGCUCGUGCCCGGCCGCUAGUUUUCCAGUGUGUAACACGAGCUCAGUGUGAAACGACGUCGGCUGAAUACGUUUUUUCUCUCUCGUCACGCGGGUGCACCGGAAGAAAGAGAAUCGCCCGAUCUCGCCGGAAGUCAACGAAGCUUACCGGCUCGGCUACCGUGAUUCGCGACGCGCCAUCACCUAACCUCCAAACGCCUGUCUCUCGUUUUCGCGAACCGUGACAAUCGGCGGCUGCGUCCUCCUGCUGGCUCCCUUGUCUCCGUGACGUUGUCUUCGAUUCGAUAUUCACGCGGCGUUCGCGCGUUCGUUCACUUCACUGAUCGUGUAGUGCGUGCGCGGAAAUCAUCGAUCUCCGGUUUUCGAAAGUGAGACCAUCUUCGCCCGAUCGAGUCGUUAUAAUCACCGCGACAUCUCGUGGAAAUAAAGAAAUAAGAAAAUAUUGUAUAUAUCUAAUCUGUGCCUCUUUGUCGUUUGUGUGCUUUGUGCCAAGGAUAUUCACGGUGUGUGUACAAUUAUUUUACUACGUCGCCGAUCUCUCUCAGGGAACACUUUUUUUUUGGAUACGAUCUUCUCGCCUGUGGGCCACGUCCUACCGUUUGCACGGUAGGUCUAGUAAGCAAUAAAUUGAUUUGUGUUCUGUGCACGAAGGGAAAGUACGUGCGAAGAUUCUAGACAGUAUGAUGAUGGCAAACCUACCCCCCGUUAUGCUGCCACCCCUUACCGACUAUGGGAUGCUGACUCCUACCCUCGGAAUAAAGGUAAGCUCCUCAAAGAAUUCACUUAAAAUUCUUUCAAUCAACAACAGUCCAUUCCUUCCACCGGUGAGUGUCCCGGAAUUCCAGUACGCUCGAGGGACGGGCGCGUCCCUUACGAUGAGGGGUAGCGACGAGCUUCUGUCGCAAAGCGGAGCAGUUAGCAAUGGUGCUGCAAUGAGUCCACAACCACAUCACGCGGCCGACAACAACAAUGACGCCAAGAAGGUUAAACUCGACAAGAGCCACAACGGCAAACUUUCGAGGGUUAUCCACAUCAGAAACAUCCCCAACGAAGUAUCAGAGGGUGAAAUCAUCCAUCUUGGCGUCCCCUUCGGCCGUGUUACAAACGUUCUCGUCCUCAAAGGCAAAAAUCAGGCGUUCCUGGAAAUGGCGGAUGAAAAUGCUGCUGCGACGAUGGUAAAUUACUAUGCCUCGUGUAUGGCUCAGCUCCGUGGCAGGGCAGUUUACGUUCAAUUCAGCAACCAUAGAGAACUCAAAACCGAUCAAACGCACACCAACAAUGCGAACUCGAACAACCAAGUUGCGCUUCCUGGACAGAACCAGGUGGCCCAGACGCAAGCAGAAACUCAAGGGGGGCCCAAUACCGUUCUCAGAGUCAUCGUCGAGCAGAUGGUCUACCCAAUUUCCUUGGACGUCCUCUAUCAGAUAUUCACGCGUUUCGGCAAGGUCCUCAAGAUCGUCACCUUCACGAAAAACAACACUUUCCAGGCACUAAUACAGUACGCGGACAUGCUGUCGGCGCAAACCGCCAAACUGUCGCUGGAGGGUCAGAACAUCUAUAAUUCCUGUUGCACGUUGCGCAUCGACUAUAGCAAGAUGCAGAACUUGAACGUGAAGUAUAACAAUGACAAGUCGAGAGACUAUACCAAUCCUUCUCUGCCAACUGGUGACGCGAAUUUGGACGCGGCUUCUCUUGCUUUGGGCGGCGAGCUUCUUCCACAGUUGUUAAUGGGCGCUGGAUCGCAGCCCCGCGCAAGAAUACCCGAGUCCAUUGCAGGGGCACCGGGUGUGCUGCCCACGCCCUUUGCGGCCAUGCACGGUCUACCCUCGCCCUUAGCGGGCCCAUACAACGGGGUCCCACCUACCGGCGGUUUGGCUGGCUUAGGUGGGUUCCCUCUGGGUGCAGCUGGUCUUGGAGUACGCGUUCCUACAAACGCGCAAACUUCCGCGGUCCUGCUCGUCAGCAAUCUCAACGAAGAGAUGGUCACGCCUGACGCUCUCUUUACCCUGUUUGGCGUUUACGGGGAUGUUCAACGUGUGAAGAUUCUCUACAACAAGAAGGACUCGGCACUGAUUCAAAUGGCCGAACCGCACCAGGCACACUUAGCAUUGACACACAUGGACAAAUUGCGAGUAUUUGGCAAGCAGAUCAAGGUAAUGCUGAGCAAACAUCAGACGGUACAGUUACCAAAGGAGGGCCAACCAGACGCUGGAUUGACGAAAGAUUAUACCAAUAGUCCUCUUCAUCGGUUCAAGAAACCGGGCUCUAAGAACUAUCAGAAUAUCUAUCCACCGAGUUCCACUCUGCAUUUAUCGAAUAUUCCUACAACUGUGACUGAAGACGAGAUCAGGGAUGCGUUCACCAAGAAUGGCUUCACUGUGAAGGCGUUCAAGUUCUUCCCAAAAGACAGAAAAAUGGCGCUCAUACAGAUGCCCAGCAUGGACGACGCCGUAGCUGCUUUGAUCAAAAUGCACAACUACCAGCUGAGCGAAUCCAACCACCUGAGAGUGUCAUUUUCCAAGAGCAACAUCUAACAAGAAUCACAAAUAUGCAACCGGCAGUGGUACCAGCCCUACGCCCUAGUCCCCUUUUGGAUACCCGGCUCAGUGUACGACUGAUGAUGAUAACAAGCGAUGGUGAUGAUCCUCGCUGAGUGUGCGGUCAGUCGCUGGUCCCAUUACCGCGACGCCAUUGGCUGGCCAACCUCUGGAUCUUACCUGGGAAACGAAGGAACAAAGCUUCCUCUGCGAAGCGGACAUAUAAAACGCGCACGACCUAACAUUCGUGUGCGGUGCAUUUCUAUUUUUCUUGACAGACCGUCUCUAAGACCAUUUUCGAACAGCGUACAGACAGACACGAUUUGUUAUCUCCAUACAUGCAUACACAUACACGCGGACACUCACACACACACACACACAUACACACACAGAUUAAAAAAAGAUACAAAACAGAAAACUAAAUAUACGAAGAUAAAAAAGGAUUAGGGCUGCGAAACAGCGAAAGGGAGGGUUGUGUUUGAAAGAGAAAAUAUUAAGAAAGUAAUCAUACACUGCUGGCUUUCGCGAGGCCAGAGAGAAGGAGAAAGCCAGGAUCGAUCUUAUAUUGAGAGAAAAAGAGAGAGGAGAGACACAGGAAGCGUGUGUUUCGCGUGAUAGGUGUAUGUUAUUCACGAAGGGAGGAGGGAGAGACUAGGUUUUUAACGAAAAAGAAAAAAAGGAAACGGAGGGGCUCGGUGAGAAGUAAGAAAAAGGGCCGAUUGGGUUCUUGUACAGAGUUAAGAACAAUUUUUCGAGCAUUAAGGUAUAUUCUAUAUACACAUAAAUCUAUAUAUAUAUAUGAUAUAUUUUACAAGGGUGACGCGCUCUGGCGGCGAGCCACGCGCGUUAUAUGACCCGCAAAUAACCACACGCAUGCACGCAGGAUCCGCAUGUGUGUGUGCUGACAGAAGAGAAAAAAUUACGUUCAAUAUAUAUAGAUAUAUAUAUAUAAAUAUUAUAUCACAUCUACCUUUUAACCGUCGCGAGAAUCUGUCUCGAACGCGCUGAAACAAAAUAACUAAAAAGCUUCGUCGAUGAAGGAUCCGAUCAAAUGAAAAUUUAAAAACUAAAAAAAAAAAAAAGAAAAAAAAUAAAGGAAAUGGAGUACGAUCGAAGCGAGAACGAGGGAAAUCGACUUUGAAAGUAGCGCGCGUACCAAGCCAGAUUAGUCGUUUAAGGCUAAUUGUCACGGGACCCUUUGCAGCUUUCGCGAGGUGCUACACUCGCGCCCUCUGCCCCGGGGCCGAUCCAAACACGCGAGCCAAUUAUUGUCGGAUCGAUUUAGGGACAGGGGACGAUUAUUUCUCGAUGUCUCCUCCGCCACGUGUCGCCGUCCUCGUGGUCCAGACACGACACACCAUCCCCCUUUUGUUUCGUUCUGACUUUUCUAAAAAUAUAGAAAGAAAAUCCCUUUCAGUAUUCAAAGUAUCCAGAGAGAGAGAGAACUGGAUUCGGGCGUGUACACGUAGACGUACAAUACGGCUGGCUCGCGACGCGACUGCCCACACGUGGCGGAGCGGCGCACUGUCGUUGCAGGUGGUAUUUUUAUAAUUUGUAUGUUCAACACACGAUAUAUAUUAUAUAUAAUAAGUAUUAAUCACACGUAUAAACACAUAAAGACACGUAAACAUACGCAUACAUACACGUACACGAACAAUACACAUAUAGGUAACACAGAAAAACGCAGAGACAUUCAGAUGCAAGUUUUCUUAGCUGAUAGGUGCUUAGGAUUGCGUAGAUUCUUAAUCGUAUAAGUAAGGCUGAGGAGGAGACAAAACGCGCCGUCGUCAAGUAUCAUUGACGAGGGUGGAUGAAGGACCGUUGAACAUAUCGCUAAUUAGAGAGGCACGCGCACGUGUUUCGCGAGCUGGUAUAUUUUCGCUGGUUCGGGAUUGCUCCGGCAGAGAGCGGUUCCAUCGCGCGACGAAUCGCGAUUCUUUGACUUCGUUUAAGGGAUAAAAAUAUAUAAUGAAAAAGAACAAAAAAAAAAAAAAAAGAAAGCAGAUCACAGAGCGAUAAGUAGAGCGAGCUCGUCGCGUGGUUCAGGCUCGUGUUUAGGUCCGGUCGACGAUUAGUUCCUGAUCACCGAGCAUUCCUUUUUUUUUCUUGAAGAGACGCGCCCGUAGGCGACGUAGAACGAACCGAUCUGACCAGAGAGCACUCAGAGAGAGGGGCAUCUUUUUUCGUAGGGCUGGUCCGUUGUGUUGUUAAGAUGCGCUAGUGUCGUGUAAGAUAAUAAGAUUAUAAGAGAAACACUUAUACAUACAUAUAUAUACACACACACACACACACACACACACACACACACACGAACAGACAGAAACAUAGAAACGCUAUAAUGGUACAUACCUAAGUAGCCUAUAGUCCGCAGAGCGUAACAAAUUAAUAUCGUAGAGGUAUCACGAGGAGGGAGGCUCGAAAGGGGAGAGAGAACGAUGAGUCCUGACGAUGAAAUUUGCCACGACUUAUAUACACAAAUUAUGCACAAAUAUACACUACACAAAAGAGAAGAUCAGAGAGUGGCGCGCGAUAUUAGCGAGAUCGAAUCCUCGUGUCAAGAAGCGAAGAUUAUCAGUAGUGUCGUAGAGUCGUGAUAAAAGGUUGGGCCAGGACGAGGAAAAUGGUUGCGACGCCACUGGCUGUUUGAAACGGACAGCGCCAUCGUGGCUUUGAUCCAGGGGCGUCGCAACUCGUUCCCGGGCCCCGUCGAUUUUUGUCUAACCGACGUUCUGUUGGAGUCAAUUAAAUCUUAUUAAUAUACAUAUAUCAACCGUAGAAAGGUAGCGAGAGAGAGAGAGAGAGAGAAAAGAGAUUGUGUGUGUGUGUAUGUGCGUGCGUGUGUGUGUGUGUGUGUGUAAGAAGAGAGAUGAACGUGACGUUACUGGCUGGUGAGAGCGAGUGAGAGAGCCUGUUCCGCGAGUGUGAUUGAUCCAAAAAGCGGCUGGAGUGAGUGUGGCGGACGAAGCAUAAUGAAAAAACGAGAAAACUACAAAAAAAAAAAAAUAUAUAUUAUAAAGCGAGUGCCGGCCCGGGCAGUGUUGUUUGUGCCAAAGUAGGCUAGCUGUUGACUCUAGGGGAUGGGUCUCUCGACGAGCCAGCUGAUGUUCCUCACGAUCGAGCGUCGAUCCUACGCCUUUGAAGAGAAUCUCUAGCGAAUUGAUAGUGAACUUUCUUGAAAGAUGUAACAAUUGUGAUUGGAAGGCGUUGGAUGAGGUUCGUGGAGAGGGAAGAAUUCGACCAAUCAUGUUAGAGACGUAGCGAGUAGCCGGCAUGAGCGAAGGGGCCAGUCUUUGCAUCUAUUAUGAUCUGUCUUUCGAAUCUCUGAUGUAUUUACAUUGUUUAAUCCGAUGACUGCAUUUAUAGAUCCUAUCCUGGACGCAUCUGAACUCGUUUCGCGUCGAUGACACACUGGCUGUACACGAAUACAUGCUAGAGUUUAGAUUUUUAUGAGAGUUUGGUUGGCAUAUCUUCUUCUUUUCUUUUUUCUGGUUCUUGGCUUCCUCAGAACGGGCUUGGUUCUGGUAUUCGACUCGAUGCUGACGUUCAGGAGGAUGUUUGUUAAUUGUUUUAAGUGACUUCCUGUAUUUAGGUUGAUUUCAAGGAUUCGGGCUGAACCAGUAUAUUUUUGAAAUGAUUGGUAAGAUAUGGAAACCGUUGAUAAUAUAGUUUGGACGGUAUCUGAAAUUUUUAUUUGGGUUGGUUUAAGUAAUUUUAAAUAUAUUAAUAUAUUUUUGAAACACAUACUAGGGUACGGGAACUGUUGUGGAGGGGACUAAAAUUAAGGAAUUCCAUAUUUUCCUUCUUUAGAAUUAAAUAAAUCGUACAUAAUAAUAAUUGGAUUAAUUAAUAAUAGUCUUCUUAUGUUUUAGUGUAGAUUAUUGGUUCGGAAUUUUUACUAUGAACUAUUGGGAACUGCAAAAAAUGUUUUUUGUUUGUGGUAUGAAGUAGUAUUAAACUUUUAAUAACGAAACUUGAGUUUUUGUAACAUAAGAGAAAAUUGGACCGCAUUCAGUAUAGUAUACGAAAAGAAUACAAUUUUGUAAAUAUUUUUAAUUAAUUGACAGAAUAUUAUGGAAAAGUCAACCAUUCCAGUUACUACUAUUCAUUCACAAAUGUAAAUUCGAUAUUCAUUAAUUUAGAAUGAAAUAUUUUAUUAUUUAAAGUUACAGAGAAAUAAUCCACAUUAAUUCUUUACAAUAUACCGAUCUUUUAUUUCAAUAAAAUCAAAUUUUCGGUUAACAAAAAUUUUUCAUGUAUGUUCUUCCUUGACAAUCUGCAAUAUCUGAGCGUCAGCUUCGCUCUUGAGUUGCCUCGCAGUUUAAGCAUGUGUUUAUCGUUUCAUUCAAGUAUUAAAAAUCUAUAAACAAAGAAAAACAGGCUCUUUCAAUCGAUUCGCGGCUAGUCCAGUCGCAAGCGCACAAAACUGUCGGUCCUCCGGAUGUUCCCGCGCGAAAUGAUCGAUCGAGGGCCUGGCGCACAAUAGUAUUCCCGGCACAAUAUCUGCAAGCGUACCUGAAAAGCCUGUGUAAACGAGUCGCUACAGCUACGGAGCAAUUUUCAAAAAAAAAAAAAAAAGCAAAUAAAAACACGCUCCGUCGCAGGCGUUGCAUUCUCCGUUCAUUUUACUAGCGUUCUCGAGGAAUUUCUGAACACAUUCCCGUUCAAACACACUCACACACGUACACAUUUACAGAAACCUAUGCAUUCAUACAUGUUGGUCCACGCUGAACGAGUUCGAAUUAUUUUUUCUCGGACGUUUGCUGUUUUCUUCCUUCGUUUAAAGGAUUUUGAUCCCGUUUGACAAUGUUUGAAGCACGUCCUGAAGACGUUCGAGUUCUUUCGGCGUGAAACCCAAACAUGCGACUCCUCCAUCACCGUUAAAAUUCGUUCACUGAUUCUUUCGGACGUUGAAAGCACGCAAUGACAAUGAUUUCCUCGUUUUUUUUGCCUGGUUUCUCCGGAAUCAGAGGGGAAGAAAGCUCGAUUUCCGUUUUAGAGGACAGUAGUAAAAGUUUUAAGAGAUUGUUAUGAAUUCUGUGGGUGUCUACAGGGUGUUCGCAUCAUAUAGCACAACGUCGUGUAGCUCUUUUCCUCAAUUUCGUCUUUCUUCUUUUUAAUAGCCUGAAAAAUUGACUGAAAAUUUUGUUUUAAGAUAUAUCUCAUUUUUUCAAAAGUUUUUAGUAUUAUGACAGUGUAAGCAAUUCAAACGCAUUUGUUCAAAUUUGAAUACUUCUGUGUUUGACAUAGUUUGCGGGGGUUUGAAAGGGUUAAUUGAUUUCCUUGAGGAACAAACACACCCUGUAGAGGGUUCAGACAUGGAGUAUUAUCACUAGCUGGGUUGAGGGGGGCCGAGGUGAGGGUUGGGAUAGCCAGCACUCGCUACAUGGUGUCGCAAAUAUUCAGGCUCCGAAAUUUCUUCAGACCAAGUUCAAACAUAAUAUUGUGGAGAAUUGAUAAGAAAGAAAUUGACAAAGCUCGUUUGUGAAAUUUCUACGUGAGUCGUUCAAAUAUAUUAUGUAUACAGAUUAUUCGACGCGCGUUCGCCCGCGACUUCCUCAUAUAGACGACGUAUUUUUAUAUGAAUAGAAAAUGAGAAACAGAGAGAUAGAAACGAAAGAGACCAAAUAAGACGAAGAUCUCGAUGAAGAUCUCGAUCGGGACGAAAGUUUAGAUACGGUUGCGUAAUGGUUGAAGAGAUCCCGGCUAACUGUACACCCUGCGCUCUCCUUCUACUGUUUUAACCGUGGAAUUUGAUAAUCUUUGUGGAAAAUUAUUCAGAGUCACAGCUCCUUUCAGGUUCAAAUAAGUUACAGUGCAAUUGUAGAUUGUAUGUUUCACGAAACGUUUUUAAUGUUUUACAGAACGUGUUUAAAGAUUUGAUAAAGUAUCUACGUUACUCAUUUUACAUAAUAUCACAGAAGAAAUAAUACGAAAUAAAUAAGAUCCAAGUCUAAUAAUAUAAAUGUAAAAUCUAACUGCUCGGUCAAUUAAUUUAUUCCUAUAAUCAAAUUUAAAUGUUUCGAGCCCAACGUGAUUAUUGAAAAUGUUAGAUGCUAUCUACAAGUCUAAACAUAAACAUUUUCAAAUUUUAGCAAAAACGAUGGUCAAACAUUCACCACCAAAGCCCCAAUAGGUUAACGGCAAUCAGGAUGUGAAAUGCCAAGUUAGUCAUUAGGAAGGAGAUCCAGGGUGCUCAAAAUUUGGAGCGAAACUUCCAACGUUAAACACACAAACAAAAAAUCCAUUGAAACCAAAAACCUGUUCGGACCAAGGAAAUUCGGGGUCUGGUUCGAGCCACGCAGUAGACGAAGCUUAGCCUACAGAGGUUAUUAGGAGUAUAAAUAAUUAAAGAAGAGGCACGUAUGUAUACCCACACCGAUCGCGAACACCCUCACACGAAACACGGACAAACCAUCGCACGCAUACACGCCGUGCAUGCACGUUCAAACAUCCUCAAACACGGUUUACACCCUGAAAUACGGAUGAAAAACAUUCAAACGGUACUCAAGUAUUCAGAAACACGUUCAAACGGUACUCAAAUCACACGUUCAAAUACACAUGGAAACCUAUACAAUACAUAUAUAUAUAUUUGAUAUAUCGCAAUGUAACAAGUGUGUCCAAAAGUGCGCAGCAGCUGCAUCCCAAUAAUCUAUAUUUUAUUAAUAACUGAUAAGGAACUAGGAUUAUCGACGUUAACGGUUUAAUGGAUAAAUUGAGCAGAGAAGAGUUAAUCUAUUACGAAUCUGUCGUAACACACGCGGUACAUAUACAUAUAUAUAAUAUAUAUAUAUAUUAGAGACACGAUGAGAUCUGAGCACGACAAACCGAAAGAAAGAACGAACGAAAGUAAAUAUGAAAAAGGGACAGAGCGAAUGUAAUGGAACGAAUGAACGAAUCCAGGGAAUAUCCGAAAGACGCGUAUGAAGGAAUUUACGUGUGUAUCCUCGUUGAAAGUUGAGGAUAGUUUGCUUGCCUAAUCAGGGCCUUAGGCGUCGUUCACGAUAGAACUAAAAGGGAAGCAGGGCCAGCUGUUCGCUCGGAUCUCCAACGAACAGACACACAGAUAGCGAAGGGACGCUUCUCACGAUGUUCGAGCAAGCUUUUCUCCAUAUGCGAUAUGGCUGUUACACGAAUUCGAUCAAAGAGGAACGCUAUCAGCUAAAAAGAGACACACGUGGUCGACGAUCGAUUCAAAAGUAUCUGAAUUUUCUCGUACUCCUUAUUCUUUGUAAAUUUUCAAAUUCUUAUAAAGUCGCUGACAUAUCAAUGUUAAAUCUAUAAUAAAAAAAUUCGCGCUUUUCCGUAGAAAAAUAAUGUUGUACUUUGGGAUCGCUCCAAAGUUGUUGUCGUUUCUCUUUUUUGUUAUUCAUGGCAUAGCGGCGCCUCGAUGAGAAAUCGAUCAGGAUGAUAGACGUUCUGGUGUGCCUGUUGAGUGAUUCUGCGAUCUUUUUGUCCGCUUUUCUCUUCUACGGCCGCUGUAAUAGACAUUAGGAGGCUCCGAGACGAGACGAUGUGAAAUGUCGCUUCUCUCAUACGGGCCUCGAUUAAGUCGGACUUCUAUCGGUCGUUAGCUGGUCGUUAAUAGUCGUUGUGACGUCGAUAUGAUUGCCAAAAAAGCGAUAUAUAAAAAAAAGCAGAAAAACAAAAAAAAAAUGCGAAAGGAGAGCUGGGAAGAGAAAGCUGGAAAGCUAAGCCUAAUUAAUUAACACGGAAGAGUUUCUCGACGACCCCAUCGAAUCGAAUUUCGAACAGCAACAAACAGAAACAAAAGAGAAGAAGGAAUAUAUAUAGGGAAAAAUAAUAUUGACGAUCUUCUUUACCGACUAGGAGGGGAGCGUUCAGUCGCGAGACAGAACAUUAGGAUUAUCUAAGGGUAGUUGUUAAGUGGACGAAAACACAGAAAUAAUAAAAAAAAAUGAUUUAAAAAGAAACAAAAAAUCGUGACACGUGAGACACGUAUAAUGAUGAAAAAACACAGGCAAACGCAUACAUGCAUAAACAUACACAUACGUACACAGUGUACACACGAUGUAGCGUGUUAGACUCGUGUAGUAGCCCCCCACCCCUUCCCCCUUUCUAAUUAAGCCUCCAGAUCUUAACGAGUACUAUAAUGUAUAGUUGAACUCGACAAUCACUCGACUCUCUGUAUCGAUAAUUCUCGAGGGGAGGAAA